Molecule: messenger RNA, 2609 nt
Organism: Meleagris gallopavo (turkey)
Lineage: Eukaryota; Metazoa; Chordata; Aves; Galliformes; Phasianidae
Source: RefSeq, a predicted model, not a curated record
AUAUUAGUAUCAUUUCUUGCAGCUUGCCUGAAUUUUCUGAAGCUCUGCAAAAUCAAGUACUACAACUACUGUCUUAUUUAUAAUGUGCAGAGAGACUUUAUCAUACAGACGGGUGACCCCAUGGGAACUGGCCGUGGAGGUGAAUCUGUAUUUUGUAAGCUGUACGGUGAUCAAGCUAGAUUUUUUGAGGCAGAAAAAGUGCCAAGAAUUAAGCACAAGAAAGGAACAGUGUCAAUGGUGAACAACGGCAGCGAUAUGCAUGGAUCACAGUUUCUUAUUACAACAGGGGAAAACCUGGAUUAUCUGGAUGGUGUGCAUACAGUAUUUGGAGAAGUGACUGAAGGCAUGGAUGUAUUGAAGACAAUUAAUGAAACCUUUGUGGAUAAAGAUUUUAUCCCGUAUCAAGAUAUCAGGAUAAAUCAUACAGUAAUUCUGGAUGAUCCAUUUGAUGAUCCACCUGGCUUGCCUAUUCCUGAUCGCUCACCAGAGCCUACUAAGGAGCAGCUCGAUAGUGGAAGAAUAGGAGCAGAUGAAGAAAUUGAUGACAUGAAAGGACGCUCUGCAGAUGAAAUAGAAGAAGUUCAGGCAGAAAAAGAGGCAAAAACUCGUGCAAUUCUUCUGGAAAUGGUAGGAGACUUACCAGAUGCAGAAGUCAAGCCACCAGAAAAUGUGCUGUUUGUUUGUAAACUGAAUCCCGUGACCACAGAUGAAGACCUAGAGAUAAUAUUUUCACGAUUCGGUCCAAUUAAAAGCUGCGAAGUGAUUCGAGACUGGAAGACUGGUGAAUCUCUUUGUUAUGCUUUCAUUGAGUUUGAAAAGGAGGAAGACUGUGAGAAAGCCUAUUUCAAAAUGGACAACGUGCUGAUAGAUGACAGACGGAUACAUGUGGAUUUCAGCCAAUCUGUUGCAAAGAUUAAGUGGAAAGGGAAAGGUGGGCAGUACACCAAGGAUGAUUUCAAAGAGUAUGAAAAGGAACGUGAUAAGCCUUCAAAAUUUGCUCUAAAAGAGAAGGUGAAACCAAAGCAGGAUACCAAGUAUGACCUUGUGCUUGAUGAGGAAGAAGAAGAAUCUCAAACAAGUCAGUCACACUUGGCUAAAAAACAGAAGAAGAAAAAGCACUACCGCUCUGAAGAUGAAGAAGAUGACAAGAGGACCAAAAAAUACAAGGAUGCUGAUCGAAAACAUGAAGGAGAACGCUGUAGAGAGAAGAUGAAGAGUGAGAAGAAAGACAGGCAUCGGAGUCGCAGCCGAUCUCAAGAGAGAAGUUACAGCAAGCAUAAAGACAAAUACAGAGAAGAUGUCCGAAUAAGGGACUGGGAUAAAAAGAGAGACAGAAGCAGAAGUCCUAAGAAAUCAAAAGACAAAGAAAGGUCUAAGUACAGAUGAUGGAGGAGCAGGAGAUAUGAGGGAACUAAAAUAGUGUUUUCUUCCUGCAUUUACAGCAUACUGUCAUAUGACCGUGCAAGUUCAAAGCAGCUACGUUCUGUCAGCUGUUUGGCCUUAUAAUUCUUUGAAUUCCCAGUGUAUGACUUGGAGUAAGGCUUAAUUCCUAAAAGUGUUUUUUUUUGUUUUUUUUUUUUUAAAUAAAAUGUUUAACAUUAGUAUAAUGAUUUGAGUCUCCAAUAAGGAAUGUUGUCUAAAGCUUUUUGGAAAUGUAAACACGUGCUAUCAAGUGAAUUGCCUACUGAAGGGGUUGCAGUACAUGCUUCCUUUCUGCGAGGAGAAUGUACUUGUCCUUCAGCACUCUCAGAUGCUGUGCUAAAUGAGUAUGAUAGAGGACCUGGGAGUCAAAAAUGUUAUGUGCACGCUCCCUCUAAAAAGUGAUCUGAUACCAUUUGCGUGAGUGCUCAGAGCUCUGUUUCCUUCUUUUAAAAUGAAGAGCUAUGGGUUGCCUUAGUCCUGACAGCUCUCACUUGCUGAGAACUGUGCAGUAGUGCUUAAAGGCAUUGAAGUGCUGCACUGCUGCUUGCAAGGGUAAAGGAAGUGCUGUGCUGUGCUAAAUCGUUUGCACUUAACUUGCUCUUUUGUUACAUAGAUCCCUUGGCUGUGUGGCGUUAUUGGAAAAUGCCUCUCAAAACAUAAGGUUCACUUGCUACUUGGCACAGCUGCAGUCAGUGUUAAAGAUCUUGAGCUCUGUUGUGUCAGGACAUCCAGCUGUUGGGAUGUCAGGCAAGUUAUGCUGAGGGGAUAAGAAAGAAGAAAGUGAUCAUUGGCAGGAAGGCAGAAUUUGUAACUUGCACUGCACUUGCCAAAGCCAAGAUGGGAUUAAUUUUCAGAUUUUGUGGCAGAAGUGUAUCAGUUAAUAAAUCUUAAUCUACAAAGGAAUGCAGGUAUUGUUAUCAGAGUCUGGGUCUUACUGAAAGUCAGCAGGCUUUUAAAUGUCCAGUUUAUUCCAGUGUACAAGAUCUGGACAUUUAAACAGUAUUAUUCAGUUUGCUUACAUUUUAAGAACGUGCAUGCUCGCCUCUUCCUCUCCAGAGAAAAAUCUUGUGCUGAUAAGAGGGAAAGAGCAGCUAAGGUUGCAGCAUUCAGCAUUUCUUCCUCCAUAAAAUUUGUGAUGACUCGGAGGAGUCUGGUCUGGUGAAUAAAUUUAACUUUUGUGGUUGUGG